AUGGACGACACUGAAAGUACUACAACGUCUGCUGAUGAGAAUACUGGUAAUUUGUGCGACAAUCCCACUCGGGAUACUUUGGCAGAAGGCUUGCUUGGGCUUUUGAAACCUACUGUAGACCAACUUGACGACAGAGUUAGGGCUACGAGGAUAUCUCAAUUGGAAUUAAAGCAGCAGAUAGACUCAUUGAAUGAGGAGCUGCAGAAUGUGCGCGAGGCUCUAAACAAUCAUCCUGACUUAGACCCGUAUGUGAAGAAGCUGAUAUCUUGCAAGCACAAGGUUACUGUGGUGCUCAAUGUGCUGCAGGCUUCACAGGAUAGACUCAAUGAAAUAAGACGAAUGGUGAGCAAGGAGAAGAGUGUACGCACAACUGUACUGCCGGAGCAGCCACCUCAGGAACCAGAACAGAGCACCAGCGCAGUGGUCACAGACAGAGGAAGCAUAAAUUGA
Messenger RNA from Spodoptera exigua (beet armyworm), 450 nucleotides. The record is from the annotation of a GenBank genome assembly. Lineage: Eukaryota; Metazoa; Arthropoda; Insecta; Lepidoptera; Noctuidae.